Messenger RNA from Penicillium psychrosexuale, 3546 nucleotides. RefSeq names its product DAHP synthetase I/KDSA. The coding region runs from base 1 to 3546 and encodes 1181 amino acids. Gene Ontology annotation, molecular function: 3-deoxy-7-phosphoheptulonate synthase activity. Gene Ontology annotation, biological process: aromatic amino acid biosynthetic process. Gene Ontology annotation, cellular component: cytoplasm. The transcript has 5 exons. The record is from RefSeq and is a predicted model, not a curated record. Lineage: Eukaryota; Fungi; Ascomycota; Eurotiomycetes; Eurotiales; Aspergillaceae.
AUGAAGCCAGUUCAGGGCUCAUCUGAACCAAUCAAUCUAGACACCGGGAGUAAGGCGACUGCCAAAGACCGAGCGACCCCGGGAUACCUCAAAGGCUCAGGUCGUCAAAAGCGAAAAGCCCCUCCAUCCCAGUCUUCGGAGUCGAAGAUUGUGCGACUGAAGCUCACAAAACCAAGGCCACCCAAACCCAAACCCCAAGAAGUGGACUGGGAUGAAGAUCUGCGUCCUACACCCAAUGAGAUAGCUGAGAAUAAAGGGACCCAUGGAGGGACCUCCGUUGCCGAUACAGACCCGAAGCGACCGAAGACAGUUGGCAGAAACACAGGAAGCAAGCGAGCAAUGGAAUCAAAGCCACAAACGACCUCGGCCAAACGCAGGAAAUCGAACAGGAAGAGCACUACUACCAAGGAGGGCAGCAACGUAGGGCCACAAUUGCCAUUGAUAACGCUUACUGCAAGCGCCUUGCCUCCUGCAGCCCCUCUAGGUAAUAGCGGGCUUUCUGAUAUGGGCCCCUUGGACGGGCAAAGCAAAGAUUACGCCACGAAGCUAGAUGGCCAUGUGCCCGAAGCUUCGAACCAACCUUCGCUACCGACAGAUGGCCACAACAAGCAUGGAAAUAACAGCGAGCGAGGUGUGACCGUCGGGAUAAGAAGCUGCACAUCGGUGACAACUGAGUCAUCCUCGGAUUUCGAAGACCAUGGCAAAGGGCCAUCCCGUACUUCAAAAGUCAGCAUCCUGGAGCAUCGGGCAAAGUCCAAUAGACAAACAAAUAAAGGCAAAUCUGUCUAUGUGAUGCCCGAGGUAUCCUCAAGUUCCGACGUCGACCUCAAAGGACCGUCUCGCACCACUCCUUCAAAGGUCACCAUCCUGGAGUCAAGGGCACUUCCAAAGGAACGAAGCAGCCAGGCCAAGACGGUUCAUGACAAGAGUCAUCCCAAAAAUGGUGGUAGAGCACAGAGUGUUGGCAACAAGCUGAUGCUUGCGCUCCACGGAGCAGAGCCUUCUCAUCACGAGCCAGUCAAUGACCGAAAUGCACCUCUCAUCAUUUCCUCCGAUUCAGUGCAACCCCAGGAAUCUCCUAGAAAACAGCAGUCUGACCAAAUGCCGAUCGAAACAGUGUUGGAAUCCUCAGAUAUCCAAAGAGUACUGGACAAAGCAAUUCCAGUUGAAAUACCCCCGAACCAAACCGAGCCUGAGACUGUCAAUCCAGCAUUGAUUACCAAAACACUUCCGCCUAAGGAAGAGAAGAUAGAACAGCUGGAUGACGCAAGCUUCUGGAAGCUCCUGGGCGAUGACAGAAUGUCCACUCCAGCGAGCUCUUCAGAAUUUGAAGCCGGCAGAGGCUUGAUGGGAAACAGCCCUUCAAUCCUUGAUUACCACAUGGAAAUGGAACAUAUCCCCGGAUUUGCAACCUUGCAGCCCAUGAGAUCCGCACCGACCACCCCUUCACACGCCACUAACAUUUGCGAAAGCCAGGCAGACAGCUCGGGUAUAUCAGAGGUAGGAAAACUCAAUGAUCUCAUAGCAGGGAUUGAGGGACGCGAGGGUAGCCAUACCCCGGAGUCUCAAAAGCCGCUUCUCACCAAUGAAUCCCUAAUGGAACCGAAUUAUGCAUCUCCCCAUCCCCCAAAAUCAGUCCUGAGGACCAGCAUUGUCGACGGUAACGGUAGUCCUCGACUCAUGCCCCAGCCAGCCAAGAGCAUGGUUUCGCCUCAGUUUGAUUUGGACGGCGAAAGGGGCCACGAAGAGACAAUCAGUGUCACUAACACCAGUCCAAGUCAAUACGAUCGAAGCUCAUGCAGUAUCUCUACUGAGAGUAAAUAUGAAGGGCUCAUGUGGACCAAGUUUCAGAGAGACAUGUUCCUGGAAUAUGGGAUCCAAACGGAAAAACUGGCGAAAUCUCAUCCAUGGCCGCCGCCUAAAAAGCAUCGCCCGUCGUUCUCCCAGGAGGAUACUGCUGAUGGGGCCCACUCCGAGAAAGCAUCGACGACUGGACCAAGUUCUUCCCAGAGAACGAUCGACGAGAGAGCAUUAGGCAGCGCUCCUCCAAAGAAUCACGAGUAUCUUGACCAAUCGUCCCGAACAGAUAUAUCAGGGUCAACACAGUCAGCUGAUAAAUCGCACCAAUCCUCUGCAAGGGGUGAUCAUGAUGAUAUGGAAUGGAUAUCAACUUUGCAAGUGGCGCAGAAAGACGCGCACCACCUGCUUCAACAAACCAAUUCGAAUUUGUCCACUCAGCUGGCGGCAGAAAAGGCCACUAUCAGUCGAGUCCUGGAGAUCUACCGAGAGGGAUGUAGUCGGAUCCUUGACGACCUGUUCCAGGCGCAAGAAGCACGAAUGCAGCUAUACCGACAGCAGAUGCAAUCUGUUAAGGAACAGCAUGCAGAUAUAUGUCAAGACCUGGUUCGUGGACUGCAGGAGCUCGACCGUCGGUUCUUCAUUGAUAACCCUAAUGUGGGCAACCACAGUCAUUUGGAAGACUCUCGCAUUCUCGGCUACAACCCUCUCACCCCACCCAAUCUCCUUCAGCAUGAGAUCGCAUUGACCGAGAAGUCACGACAGACCGUACUCGAGGGACGAAAUGAAGCCGUCGAGAUUGUCCAUGGCACAGAUACCAAGCUCCAGCGUCUGAUGGUGGUCAUCGGACCAUGCUCCAUCCACGACCCGGAAAUGGCCCUCGAAUACUGCGAUCGCCUAAUGAAGAUGAAGGAGAAGUACGCCGAUGAGCUGCUGAUCGUGAUGCGCUCGUACCUCGAGAAGCCCCGCACAACCGUCGGUUGGAAAGGCCUGAUCAACGACCCGGAUAUCGACAACAGUUUCAAGAUCAACAAGGGUCUCCGCGUAUCGCGCCAGUUGUUCGUCGACCUGACCAACAAGGGCAUGCCCAUCGCCAGCGAGAUGCUCGACACAAUCUCCCCCCAGUUCUUGGCCGAUUGUCUGUCGGUCGGUGCCGUCGGUGCGCGCACCACCGAGUCUCAGGUCCACCGCGAGCUGUCCUCCGGUCUGUCCUUCCCCGUCGGAUUCAAGAACGGUACCGACGGCUCGCUCGAUGUCGCAGUUGAUGCCAUUGGCUCCGUUAAGCACCCCCACCACUUCCUGUCCGUCACAAAGCCCGGUGUUGUCGCUAUCGUGGGAACCGUCGGUAAUCCCGACUGCUUCGUUAUCCUUCGCGGAGGCAAGAAGGGCACUAACUACGAUGCUGCCAGCAUCGCGGAUGCCAAGGCUAAGCUUAUUGCCAAGGGCAUGCGUCCUCGUCUUAUGAUUGACUGCAGCCACGGUAACUCCGAGAAGAACCACAAGAACCAACCCAAGGUCGCUGCUGUGGUUGCUGAGCAGCUUGCUGCCGGUGAGGAUGCUAUUAUGGGUGUUAUGAUUGAGAGUAACAUCAACGAGGGCAACCAGAAGGUCCCCGCGGAGGGCAAGGCCGGUCUCAAAUACGGUGUCAGUAUCACAGAUGCCUGCAUCAACUGGGAGGACACCGAGUCAGUACUGGCGACUUUGGCUCAAGGUGUUCGCGCUCGUCGGGAAAAAUCGGAGACGAAAUAA